AUGUCUUAUUCACUUUACGACACAUCGGUCCUCCCCGCCAAGAACGCCCUCACUGCUCUUGCUGCCAUCCUCCGCAAAGGCGAGGAGCACUCCAAUGGCGCCAACUUAAUCACUGCCACCCUCCAUGAUGACAUGAAGCCAUUGAGCUUCCAAGUCUUUGUUGCCGUCUCCCUCGUCGAGAAAAUGGUCGCCAGACUCACCGGUGGCCCGGUUCCAGAGUCUACCGAUGACAUUUCAUCGUUCGCUGAUGCUCAAGCAUUCAUCGAGAAGGGCCUCAAGGCUCUCAACGACGCCGAUAAGACGACCAUCAACAACAACGCUGAGAAGCUUGUGGAGGUCGGUAUGGGACCUGGAGUCAACAUCCCCAUGCGCGCGGAUAACUACGCCAGCGCUUUCAGCAUCCCCAACGUUUACUUCCACGUUGUCACUGCCUACUCCAUCCUGCGAAAGGAAGGUGUGCCACUUGGCAAGGGAGAUUACUUGGGCACCUUUAUGGGACCUUACCUCCCCCAGAAGCAGUGA
Penicillium verhagenii is the source of this 522-nucleotide messenger RNA. Its product is annotated as DUF1993 domain-containing protein. The transcript has a single exon. The record is from RefSeq and is a predicted model, not a curated record. Bases 1 to 522 code for a protein of 173 amino acids. NCBI's taxonomy places the organism in Eukaryota, Fungi, Ascomycota, Eurotiomycetes, Eurotiales, Aspergillaceae.